Molecule: messenger RNA, 2368 nt
Organism: Lepus europaeus (European hare)
Lineage: Eukaryota; Metazoa; Chordata; Mammalia; Lagomorpha; Leporidae
Gene: UTP23
Product: UTP23 small subunit processome component
Exons: 3
Coding region: 76-825 (249 amino acids)
Cellular component (GO): nucleolus; small-subunit processome
Molecular function (GO): small ribosomal subunit rRNA binding
Source: RefSeq, a predicted model, not a curated record
CCGUCGUUGCGGACGCCGUUCCGCGGCGUGUGCUCUACUUCCUGGUCCGGUGGCUUCGGGCCCGGUAAGCCAGACAUGAAGAUCACGAGGCAGAAACACGCCAAGAAGCAUCUUGGCUUCUUCCGCAACAACUUCGGAGUCCGCGAGCCGUACCAGAUCCUGCUGGACGGCACUUUCUGUCAGGCGGCACUGCGGGGCCGCAUCCAGCUGCGGGAGCAGCUGCCCCGCUACCUUAUGGGGGAGACGCAACUGUGCACCACCAGAUGCGUGUUAAAAGAGCUAGAAACAUUGGGAAAGGACUUAUAUGGGGCAAAGCUGAUUGCACAGAAAUGCCAGGUUCGAAAUUGUCCCCAUUUCAAGAAUGCAGUGAGUGGAUCAGAAUGCCUGCUUGCCAUGAUUGAAGAGGGAAAUCCUCAUCAUUAUUUUGUGGCAACACAGGACCAGAAUUUGUCAGUGAAAGUAAAGAAGAAGCCUGGAGUUCCUCUCAUGUUUAUUAUUCAGAACACAAUAGUCUUGGACAAACCUUCUGCCAAAACGAUUGCCUAUGUUAAGGCAAUAGAGUCUGGUCAGCUUGUCUCAGUUCAUGAGAAGCAAAGUAUCAAGCAACUCAAAGAGGAACAGGGUUUAGUGAAAAACCCUGAACAGAGAAGAAGAAAAAAGCGCAAGAAAACAGGUGGCCCCAAUCCUCUUAGUUGUUUGAAGAAAAAGAAAAAAACAAAUGACACAACAUCAUCUGCUUCUGAAAAGAAAAAAAAAAGGAAAAGAAUCCGGAACAGAGCUACCUCAAAAGUACUUUCUGAGAGGCAGAAUGCAGAGGGAGAAUGAAUCCUUUGGAUUCUUUAAGACAUUCAGAUGUGAAAAAUGAAUUUAUUUUUGACCACAAAGUAUUUAUAAUAAAAGACUAGUUUUGUAAAUGAGUUUUGAUCCAUAUGAUGUUUCCUCGAAUUAAUUUGUAAGAUAGAAAGAGCGGAUGGAUUUAGGUGUCAUGGAGUUCAUUUUUCUUAGUGGUUUCAGGGGAUUGUUUUUCAGUGUAAAAUUAUUGGGGCCAGUGUUUGGUACAGCAAGUUAAGCUGCUGCCUGUCAGGCCAGCAGCGUAUGAAUGCUGGUUUGAGUCCCUGCUGCUCUGCUUCCAAUCCAGUUCCCUGCUACUAUGCUUGAGAAAGCAGCAGAGGAUGGCCAGGUACUUCUGCCCCUGUUACCAACAUGGGAGACCUGGAUAGAGUUCUAGUCUCCUAGCUUCUUUGGCCUGGCCCAGCCCAGCCCUGGCCAUUUGCAGCCAUUUGGGAGUAAACCAGCAGAUGGAAGGGCUCUUUCUGUUUCUCCCUUUUUAAUUUUUCCUGUAACUCUGCCUUUCAAAUAAGUAAAGUAAAUGAACACAUAUUUUUAAUUUAUGGUUUCAUGUCUCCCUCUAAUUCCAGCCCCCAAUGUUAUAUUCAAAUAAUUAAAAAAAAAAAUCAAAUCAAAUAGUUGUCAAAGGGUUGUGAUUAAUAAGAGGCAUCCCCUCUUCCAUUUUUUUUUUUUUUUUUUUUGAUUUACUUAUUAGAAAGGCAGAGAGAGAGAAAGAAAGAGGUCUUCCAUCUGCUGGUUUACUUCCCAAAUGGCUGCAAUAGCUGGAACUGGGCCAUCUGAAGCCAGGAGUCAGGAGCUUCUUCUGGGCCUCCCACAUGGUGUAAGGACCUAAGGACUUGGGCCAUCCUCCACUGCCUUCCUAGGCCAUUACCGGACAGCUGCAUCAGAAGAGGAACAGCUAGGACUCUAACUGGUGCUCACGAGGGUUGCUGGUCACAGGUGGCAGCCCUACCUGCUUCGCCACAGCACUGGCCCUCAACUUCCUCUUUCAACUCUGAGUGGUUGUAGAAUUUAAAGGUACUUACAUUUUUUUUUUUUUUUUUUAGCAUUACGUAUCUUGUUAUGUUUCCCAAUAACCAUGUAAAGGACUUCAUGAUAAAAUUUCCACACGAUUAUAUCCAUUAGAUCAUGUCAGGUUCUGUCUUUCUGGGGGAUACAUCUUGAUCGCUAACAUCCUUGUAUGUGGACAUUUUUUUUUUCUGCUGAGCUUAUCCUCCAGCUAUCAGCUAUGUAUUUAUUGCCCUUAUCAGAUAAUUUUGUUCCUUUGAUAUCCUAGAUUCAUUGUUUUAGAUUUUUUUCUUUUGUUGCAGUAGAGUGUAGAGUGUGUAGCAAAUAAUAUUUUUGUGUUUGUAUCUCUACUGUCAUAUUUGUUAUAAUCCAGCAAAAUAUAUGAUUCUUGGUUGAAAAUCACUACCUUCUUUUGUUGACAAGAUACUGGGGGAAAAAAUCCCCUUUUCCUAACUUCAUUUGUCCAUUGGAUGAUUUUCAUUUAUUUAGAUGUGAAUUUUAACUGAAAUAA